Messenger RNA from Momordica charantia (bitter melon), 2605 nucleotides. RefSeq lists its product as uncharacterized. Gene Ontology annotation, biological process: attachment of GPI anchor to protein. The record is from RefSeq and is a predicted model, not a curated record. Gene Ontology annotation, cellular component: GPI-anchor transamidase complex; membrane. NCBI's taxonomy places the organism in Eukaryota, Viridiplantae, Streptophyta, Magnoliopsida, Cucurbitales, Cucurbitaceae.
CUAACUGAGCUCAAAUCUUCUUCUUCUUCUUCCACCUGGUUUCUCAAUUGAGGAACAGGUUUAGAACAAUUUGUGAAGAAUAUCAAUUGGGCCACUGUAAAGCUCGAUGGCUGAGACCGAGACACCAAAAGCGAAGGCACGACCGAUUGUGCGCCUGGGGAUUUUCCUAAUUUCUCACAGUGUUUUCUUCAGCGUGAUUUGCUUCUCCGCAGGGGUUUUAGCUCUUUUGCUACUGCCAAUGUUCGCCAUGAACACUUACAUUUCCGAGAACGCUCUCAUGCCAGGUUCUGCAAAUACCAUGCUUUCCGGUCAGGAAGUCUCAGAGGCGAACAACUUGGUGAAGGAUAUAAAGGCUUUGAACUCGAAACCUGGUUCGACAGUCUUUGGAAGUCAGCAGAUUCUAGCACAAUAUAUAUCAGACUUGGGUGCUGAAGUUAAUUACCACAAGUUCCACCCUCAGUCUGGUCAGUUCCAUCCAUUGCACUUUUUCUCUAGCCCUGAUUCUGGCAUCAUUCGGGACAACGUUAGUUGCAUGGCACAGGGUAUUAACACUGUUGGCAUAAUAAAAGCACCACAAGCCGAUGGAAAGGAAGCAAUCGUCUUGGUGACAACUUACAAUCCUGUUAAGACUAGUCYUUAUGAGACUUUGUCUCUUGGUAUUGCAUAUUCAGUAUUUUCUUUGCUUACAYAAGUAACUUGGUUGGCCAAAGACAUUGUAUGGCUCAUCGUGGAUUCACAAUAUGGGGAAUAUGCUGCAGUUUCAGCUUGGCUGAGAGACUAUUACACUCCUGCAUUUGGUCGAUCCGGCAUCAUUGACAAAGAUGCUUGUGCUGAGAUGAGUGUCCUUAAUAAAUUAGGAACAAACCAUAUGACAGAAAAAAUGAGUCUAGAUGAGUUUAAACGUGCUGGAACAAUGGCUGCAGCACUUGUUAUUAAGGUUUCAAAUAAAAGUGAACACUUCGAGGAUAGUCUUAGUGUCUAUGCUGAAGCAUCUAAUGGUCAGAUGCCGAACCUGGAUCUCAUCAAUAUUGUGAAUUAUAUGGCAGUACAUAGGCAAGGUUUUCGGAUUAAGAUUGAGAAAUUUUGGCCUUUACUAGACUGCAAAUGGCUCAAGGUUUUGGGUGAAGUGUUUGAGUCAAUAGGACAAUUGAUCCGAAUCUUGAACCCUGAAUGGAAGUUUGGCAUCCCUGCUUCUGACUAUGUUGAUGGCACUGCCACACUUGCAAGUUCAUUGUACUACCAGGCUGUGGGUAUUCCUACUGGUCCCCAUGGUGCUUUUCGAGAUUACCAAGUUGAUGCAAUUACCGUGGAGAUGUCCCCCAAAUUUUCUUCUGGUAUCAAGGUCAGGCGUGAUGAAUUCAUACUGCGAGGUGGCAGGCUAAUUGAAGGAGUUGUACGAUCAGUAAACAACCUCCUGGAAAAGUUCCAUCAGUCAUUCUUCCUAUACCUUAUGGUAUCUACAAGCAAAUUUGUAUCAGUUGGUGUAUAUAUGAUUGCUUUUGCACUCCUUGUUGCUCCACUACCAGCUGUUGCGGCUUCUCUCUACUCUUAUGCAAACAAUUUGAAUUUAACCKYGGAAAAGGUYGAACAUGCAGUUCCAGCAAAUCCUGAUGAUGAGCUUAUUGUCUCUUUGAGAUCAUGGAAAUGGCUUAAUGCUGCAAAAAAUGUUUUUGUUGUUCAUKUAUGGGGUGCUGUUGUUUCUUUACUUCCCUACUUCAUCUGCCAWWUACCUGGUUACAGUCCUACAACAAGCYCUACUAUUUGGGCGUUGCUUUCMCUGCUCMCCCUACUAAUUUYGUCCGUGAUUUUGGGCUYRCCAUUCACUUGCACCAAACCUYCUCACCAGCUUAUUCAAGAGUGCGCUUUCCUGAAAGCAAUGACCAUCUCAGCGGCCUUYAUUGGUUUGUGCCUCAUGUCAGUAAUUAACUUUGCUACUGCAGAACUUGGAGCAUUUUUUAUGGUUUCCAUGUGCUUGAUGGCACAUCCUCUGAAGCUUGAUCUAGUGGCUGGGAGUUUUAAAGCUCUUUCAAGGGCAGCCUGUAACAUUGUUUUGGGAUUCAUAGCUUUUCCACCUAUUGCUUUCUUUUUGUUUAAAGGUUCUUUGCAAGGUUUUCAUGAUCUACAUAUUGGCGACUUCUGGAACUGGAUGGAGACCCUCUGGGCUUGGAAUAGUGCUACUUUCCUCUACUUAGGUAUGGUCCAUCUGCCAUGCUGGGCAUUAUGCAUACAAAUUUUACUUCAUCCUUGUUGAGUUACCUUAUUUAGUUUUUUCCUUAGCAUUUGGUGAGAUCAACCAAUUGGAAGAUUCUUACCCGUUACCAAAUUUUUGUGUCUUUGCUCUAUAGGUUGAACAGCUAAUUUUCAUUAAUUUUCACUCAGCUCCUUAUAAAUAGGUUUUGUCUGUAUCAGUAACAGUAACUAGAAGGGAACAAGUUACACGUUCAUGCCUUGGUAUGGCAGCUUCUGUAAGAAGGCCUUAAAGCCUACCUUGUCAUUGUUGUUUAUAGUUGUAGGAUAAACACAGUACAGUUUUUACCCUCUUGGAAAAUGCUUUUGGCCAUUUUUCGUUUUGAAUCAAUUGGACAAUUAUCUACUCUAUAGUCUA